Trichomycterus rosablanca is the source of this 8177-nucleotide messenger RNA. It is a transcript of the gene rusc2, whose product is annotated as RUN and SH3 domain containing 2. The transcript is spliced from 13 exons. The record is from RefSeq and is a predicted model, not a curated record. NCBI's taxonomy places the organism in Eukaryota, Metazoa, Chordata, Actinopteri, Siluriformes, Trichomycteridae. Bases 244 to 4737 code for a protein of 1497 amino acids. Gene Ontology annotation, molecular function: protein binding. Gene Ontology annotation, cellular component: cytoplasmic vesicle.
CUUUAACCUAAACACUGAGAUUCAUGAUCGGAACAUCAGACCUAAAGCUCACAAAGGGAAGAAAAGUCUUCAGUAUGUUUUCGUUCUAUCAGCAUGACGGCUUCAGCUUCUUUUUCCACACUCCUCACUCCCAGCGCCCCAAAGUCGGGAUUGGGAGCGUAAACUAAACAUUUUAAUUUUUCCCCCGAGUUGCUUCAGACCCUCAUCAGCCUCCUUCCUGUUGUAUCCUGAGCUCAGAAGACCAUGGACUGUCCUCCGAAGCUGUCCGGAGAGACGCUGAUCGUACAUCACAUCCCUCUGGUGCACUGUCAGGUUUCAGGAUCACGUCAGCGCUGUGGAAGCCCGUUGAGGAAAAGCAACAACCCGUUCAGCUGCCCGGAGAACCUGGGCCUGAUCCGGACCACCUCUCUUCCUGAGAGGGACGUCCUUCAGAGAGAAGCUCUGGUGUACAGCAGCCUGAUCCAGACCUCCAGCGAUGCCUUCAAUGAUGAAGGGAUGGGAGAGAAGAAAGGAGGAGGAAGAGGAGGAAGCAUGGCCAGCGACACUUCCUCUUUCACGUCCAGUAAUUCUGAAGACGCGCUUCCUAAAGUCCCGUCCAAGACGGAGCACAACAGGCAGAACCUGCUCAGACACAACCCCUUCGUCCUGAACUCCGGCGAUGACGAUUAUGACGACGAUGAAGAUGAUGGAGACAACCUGAACGGAUACUUGGAGGAUUCAUCCUUCCACUUGCACGGAAACUCCUCAGAAGAUGGAGUGGACCUGCCUCCGUUUCAUCUCCAUGAGCUCGGCUACAGAUCCGGACCCUUCCACCUAGACGAGUCUUUAGAUAAGCCCUGGAGUUCCGGCCAAAAGGGGGCGCCACGCCGGCUCUUCUCCGCCCGUCUCGAAGGCCUGGAUCUUCUGGGACUGGAGCUGCAGCGUCGUCACGGCAGCAGCGGCUCCACCCUGUCGAUGGACUGUGGAGAGCAGGAGUGGGACGACGAGGACGACGACCAGCCCAUGCAGGCCGGCCGAGGCGGUCUGGGAUGCUGCGAGUUAUCUCGGCAGUAUCCCGAAUCCUUCCCCGACUUCGCUCUCGGGUACUGCAGCGAUUCCUCCUGCAACAGCUCGGACGGCAUCCUGGUCAACUUCAGCACCAUCUUCAACAAGACCAACAACAGCGUUCCCGACAAGCCGGCGCUGAACCUGAACAGUUCUGCCAACCACUCCUGCACCUCGCCAAGUUCUGAACCCGUCGGUAAGGGCGGGGCCGAGUAUGCCAGCGCGGGCGGAGCUUUCUACCUGGACUUGCACAGAUCUCCGACCGAAGCUCUUAAUGAAUCCUCGUCCUGCCAGUGCUCCUCCCAGCCACAAGCCGGCACUGUGGAGCUCGAUGCUAACUGCAACUCCUACCACAACCAGGAGGGGCAGUUACCCUCGGAUACCUCCGCUACCGACCUCGCGUCGUGCAUGCAGAGCCAGGCGCGGCUGGUUGUGGCGACCCAGAACUACUACAAACUGGUGACCUGUGACGUGUCCUCACAUUCCACCCCGAGUCCUGUAGGGUCUUCUGUCACCAGCUGCUCCGAUGAACACAGCAAAGGAAGUCCCACCCAGCCCACCGAGUACUUCCUGUUUAGGCACACUAAAGACGAGGAGGAGGAGGAAGGACCAGGAGAAGAUGCUCAAGAGAACACACAGCCAAGUCUGAGGGAGGAGGAGCCAGACAGAACCGGCUCCGCCCAUUCCAGUGUGAUCGAGGGUCAGGUGUACGUCAACAUCUCGCCACCUGUGGGCGCCUCCGCCCCCGGGCCCCGCCUCCGCUCCCGCAGCUACGACCGGAAUCUGGACCGGACUCCACCCCCUCGCCUGGGCUCGCUGGAGCGCAUGCUGAGCUGCCCCGUCCGCCUCAGCGAGGGCUCCGCCUCCAGCCCGCAGGCCCCGCCCCGCGUCACCUCGUUCGCAGAGAUAGCCAGGAACAAGCGGCGCGGCGGCGGAUCUCCGUCACAGAAGAGCAGCGGCGAGGCCUCCUCCGUCCACUCGCACUCGUCCGGAGAGUUCUUCCCCAUCCUGGAGGAUCUGCACCCGCUGGUCAACUCCUCAAACUGGAGCGGAGCGCUCAGAGACUCGCCCGGGGGGUCAGGGAGAGAGGCACGCAGCAGAGCUGAGGGUCAUCUGUCCAGUUCGGCGGACUCGUCCCCGGCUGUGGUGCGCUACAGUAAGGACCAGCGUCCCAACACGUUACCCAUACAGCCCUUCACCUUCCAGCACCAGUUGGGGAAGCCCCAGCCCAAACCCGUGCUCCCUCUGCUGGACGAAUACAUCAAUCACAUGCAGGCUCGGUUAGGCUCCGCCCCCGCCGAGCAGGACGAGGAGGACUCCGACGACGACGGCCGACGCCCGUCUCCUCUGGGGAGUUACUCUCCGCCUCGCUCCCUGUCCUCCCCCGCCCCACCGUCUCACACCUCGCCGGCCGUCGUCCCGGCCACCAGAACCACACCGCUGCCUCCGACUCCACCUCCUGCCACCAGGGGCCACUGCUUCCACCGGACCAGCCUGACCAAGCUACCCACGCUGCCCAGCUCCGGCCUCAGCCCGGUGGCACAGGUGGAGCCAGAAGGACAGGAAGAGGAUGUGACAGAGCUUCCUGUGUGUGUGGCGCAGAGGCAGAAUAACGUGCAUCAUCUCUCUCCUCAGACUCUUAAAUGGAGGGAGUACCGGCGUAAGAACCCCCUGGGGGUGGAGAAGAGAGACUCCUCCUCUCCCUCCUCUUCCUCUCUUUCCUCCUCUGCUCCUCUGACCAUCGGGAGACGCGCCGAGAGACGCAACGUCUUCGAUUUCCCUCCGUCCAGUCACGCGCUGAUCCUCAGCAGACUAAACGGUCAGUCAGUGAGGUGUUACAGUGACCUGCUGCCUGAUUAUUUCUCCCACACGGAGCGCCCCCCAGAGGAGUUCUGCCUCUCACCCGACGCCACCACCGAGGAGUCCAUCUCCAUCGACCUGCAGCAAAAGAGAGCUCUGGUGAAAGCCAUUAACACAGCAGUGGAUCUGAUCGUGGCUCAUUUUGGCACCAGUCGGGAUGCAGGAGUGAAGGCAAAGUUAGGUAACAGCUCAGUGAGUCCGAACGUGGCUCACCUGAUCCUGAAGUACCUGUGUCCCGCCGUGAGCGAGGUGCUGCAGGACGGACUGAAAGCGUACACGCUCGACAUCAUCAUCGGCCAGAGACGCAACCAUCAGUGGAGCGUGGUGGAGGCGUCCACUCAGCUCGGUCCUUCCACACGGGUGUUACACAGCCUCUACCUAAAGGUCAGUCAGUAUUCAGAGCUGACCAAUCACAGCAUGAGACUCAACGCUUUCAUCUUCGGCCUCCUGAACUUGAGAUCUCUGGAGUUCUGGUUUAAUCACAUUUACACACAUGAAGACGUUAUAGUGGCGCACUACCACCCGUGGGGUUUCCUCUCCCUGACCCAGGGGGCGUGCCAACCCAUGUUUGAGGAGCUGCUGCUCCUGCUCCAGCCCCUGUCGCUCCUGCCCUUCGACCUCGACCUCCUGUUCGAACCUCAUCAGUUACAGAGAGGUCAGGAGCACCUGAGGUGCAAAGAGCAGCUCUGCUCCGCCCGCCAGGGCCUGGACCAAUCGGCUCGCUCUACCUUCCAACUCAUGAGAGGCCCGGCGGAGGCGGCGCCCAUACGGGUCAAGAAGGCGGAGUCCAAGCAAGAAGGGGCGGGGCUCCACGGGGCCAGGCUGGUGCUCAGGAGAGAAGGAUCGUGGCCCCGGAUGGACGGGGCGGAGGCUACAGCGCACGGAGAGAGAGGAUAUGGAUCAGAAAGUGAAGGAUUCAGGCUGGACCGAGGACGCAGUGCUGAGAGGAUGAACGGAGUAGGAGGAGAGGACGUGGAGAGGGAGAGGAGGAGAGAGAGAGAGGGAGUGAAAGACGCCGAGAGAGACAGGAUGAGGAAUAAACAGGCCGGCUGGUGGUUCCAGCUCAUGCAGAGCUCGCAGGUCUACAUCGACAACUCCGUCGAGGGGUCCAAGUUCGUCAAGUGGGAGAGACGCAGGAGAGGAGGCGGCGCCGAGGGGCGCAGACAGAACGAGCCACCCCGGAGAGUGGGCGUGGUCGAAGGAGCAGAGGCUCAUCAUGAGAGGACGGAGAACAGCGGUGUGAGGGGUGGAGCCGCCGCUGAAAUCCUCACCCAAUCGGAACCUCCUAAACCCAAGCCCUCGUGGAUGGGCAGCCCCCCGGAGUCGGUGCUCUCCGAGCUGAGGAGGACCAACGAGACGCAGCCGGGGGGACGAGAACCCGAAACGCAGACGACGCAGAACCUGCGCUGGGGUCGGCUGUUCGGAGCGGGGAACGUCAGCAAGAGCGAGAGAACAGAACCCAAAUCAUCCAAGAACCAGAAGAGCAGGUUACCGUCCGGGUGGUUGAACCUGGAUCGUUCCGUGUUGGAUUUGGUGGUGAGGAAAAGAUCAGAGCCUCACACACCCAACACACACACCGCUGAGAUACAACCGAGCCAAACACAGGAGACCAACACACAGACCACAGCGUCACGCAGCGUGAGGGCGCUGUGUCACCACAUCGCUACAGAACCGGCUCACCUCAGCUUCCAUAAGGGCGACGUGCUGCAGGUGCUGAGCAAAGCCGGCCCCGAUUGGCUGCUGUGUGCGUCCGGCCACGCCCGAGGCCUGGUGCCGAUCGUUUACGUCACUCUGAACGACGAGGAGAGCAUCGAGCCACACGCGCCGCAGUAAAACAGACAGUCAUGGUCUAUCCAUCUUCAUUCAGUCUAUGAUCACAGAGUAUGCUGCUAAUGCUAAUUUCAACCACAACACACACACACAGCGAUUACACGGCAUGUAGAACUGAGGUCACGCUCACUGGGUCACAUCACUGGAGCGGUCUGAAUCACUGCUGCGUCAUCUGUAGAACAUCAUGAACCACACGUGAUCCAGACCGCAGCACUGCAGCAGGUCAGAACCAGCUCGGAUGAUUAGUGGGAAAUGUUUUCACCCCGUCACCCAGAAAUCCUCUGGUAACCCAGAGUCCCAGAGAGCAUAGGUGGAAGGGCUGGUGGCUGGAGGCGACAGCUUCACGUGUCAGAGGAAGCACGUGCAUGGCCCUAACCCCUCCACACUGGAAGCUGUCGCCUGAUACGGGAAGCUUUAGUGAUACGGUUAUGUUUGAGUAUAUAAAUGUAUAUAUGUUUUAUUUAUUACACAUAUUUCAAUAAUAUAUAAUAAUAUAUAAUACACUAGUUACAAUGUGCUGCCAUGCAAACUGUCAUGUGACCCUUAAAUAAGCUGUUUAGGAAACAUCUGACAUAACAGAACAAGCUCAGCAGGAGAACCACCGCGCUCUCUACACUAAACACAACCGAGCCUGCAUGACUGAGUGAAGAUGGAUCUAAACACACACACACACACACACAACGGGAUUACAGACUCACAGAGAAACGCUCUACACUUCCACUUCCUGCCGUUCUGACCAAUCAGAACGUCCCACAGCAGGACCGAGAGGUUGUUUUUGCAUGUCACAGACUCCACCGAGCAAAACUUUACUGAGCAAAACAUGGACACGGAUCUACACAGACCUGGUCCUGCUGGAGAGGGACAGGAGGACGCCGACACUAGCUUUAGCAUCUAAAUGGACCUGUGUGCUCGGGGUUUAUGUUUUAGUUAUUAUUUAUAAAGUGUUCUGAGAUGAGCUGCAGGUCAGGCAUGUGCUGAAACACUCGAUAUCAGAACUCACCCUGUAAUCCAGAUCCAGGAAGCUGCGGGGGUUGCCAGGUUUUUCCUUUGUAGAUCCACUUCUAUAUUUAACCACAAAACAAUGGUGUGAUAGAGAAGAAUGCAAUUAAGUUUGGAGCGUCCCUACAGCUGACUGAUGGGUGAUCCCCCCCCCCCCAGCAGACCUGAUCACUUCUGAACCGUCCACAGCUCCUCCAUCAAAACUAAAGCUAGCCAGUAGUGUAAUUAAAAGUGAUCGUGACUGCUGACUAUGAGACAAUCGAUUCCCUUCCGCCUGUAAACGCGCUGCUCUCUCUCUCUGAGCGGCCGUGGCGAGCUCUGACUGGAGCAGAACGAGGAGCGUGUGAGAGCAGCAGCAGUGUAAAGACUCAGCACAUGCCUGAUCUGUUCAGUUACACCAGGGUUCGACUGUGUGAACUUGUACUGAGAUGAUUUAUUAUAUAACGUGUUGCACUCUGUAUUCUCUGUAUGACAUCACGUCCAUCCCAGUGUAGACGUGCAGACUGACCUGCGAGAGCCGUUUACACACCACACGUCUGUCUGGUCACUGAAGCCACAGUGCGAAUGCAGCGUUCUGACCGCUGCUUCACCUUAAAGGAACAAUUCAGACACUCACGUUCAGGUUAGAGUAUUAUGGGCUGUCGGUGCUGUAGAAAGCCAUCCUGCUAUUCAACUGACUGAUCAGAAGUUCUCCCUCUCCAUGGUAAACAGGACAUUACUAUACAAUUCUCUCACAUUCUCCGAAGUAAGCACCCCCUUACUAACAGUUUGGAUGUCUCUAGCCUUGUGUAACAAUAAGGCAGUGAUUGUUGGAAAAGACUGAAGGUGCAUUAUGGGAUGAGUAGUUUAUUCCUCGUGUGUUUCUCGACAUUUGUAGUGCAUUAUGAUCUGGUAGCAGUAUUUUAAAUGGAUGGUCGGACUUCUGGAAUCCUAAAGUUCAUCUCUGAUGAUUAGAGAAACACAAACGUGAGUGAGCUUUGAUAGCCCAGUGGUUAAGGUACUGGACUAGUAAACAGAAGGUUGCCGGUUCAAGCCCCGCCACCACCAAGUUGCCACUGUUGGGUCCCUGAGCAAGGCCCUUAACCCUCAAUUGCUCAUCGUGUAAGUCGCUUUGGAUAAAAGCGUCUGCUAAAUGCUGAAAAUGUAAAUGUAAAUGAGCUGGUUGUCCCAAAACAAACGAUACGUUUGUACUAGUGCUACGUAUACAGAGGGGGGCCAAAAAUAUACACACUGCUCUCCUUAUUUCAUUCUAAUUAAAAAAGUCCGUAGCUAACAUUAUUACAGUGUCCACAUUUUUGUCCUCUCUGUAUUUGCUGAUUCUUUACUCAACUGUUCCUUUAAGUAGAUUUCAGCAGUGGCUCUGGGACAGGAAUGUUCACCUGUAUUAAAAUGUGUGGUCACUAAAGGGAGGCCAGGCAGGACUUCUUUAUUAUUUAGCAUUAAUGCACACUAAUUUAUUGAACUAAUCACUUGUGUUAAUAAGUGACGCUAACAUGAAUCAUGAUGUUCUUUGUAAAAGUUAGAUUAUGAAUUUGUUUUUUACAGAUGAUGACCAGGUCACGUUAUAAGUUGAUUUUGUUUUUUGUUGGAACAUUUAUGAUAUUAUUUUCUUAUAAAGAAAUGCAUUACUGUAUUAUUUGAUUGUCAUGCUUAAAUGUAAAUAUGAGAUCCUCUAAAGACUAUGCUGAUGUUAUUGCGGUUGUUAUUAACAGUUAAUAACACGUGUAUUUAAACAGUCUGUACAGAUUAUCACUGUUAUACUGGUGUUAUACUGAUAUUAUACUGAUGUUAUUAGAGGAAGUUCCUUCUGUUCUCCACAGCUCUGUGAUCUAGACUUUAGUUCUGCUCUGCUUUGGUUUGUUACUGUACAGCACUGAUGCACACAGAGAGCGAGAGAGAGUAUUGAUUAUAGAUUAGUGCCUUUUUGUAUUGAUACGACUCUCACUAAUGAUGUGAUAAUAUAUCAGUGUAAUGGUAUACAUGCUUAAAAUGUUAAAUCAUUCAACAUCCCAAGAACAUUCAAUCUGAACCUGAACAAGACAUUACAACAAGUAUAAAGUUGGGCCCCGUCAGGCAACACACUUAUGUUACACUCGCACCUAUACAGAAUAAUCAGCAACUAUAUUUAGAAAGUUACAAGAGAGUUAAAGGAAGUGAAUCAGGUUAUAAUUAGUGAGUGACGUUUGUUGUCUCUGUGCAUCUCUCUCUCGCUGUGUGUGUGUGUGUGUGUGUGUGUGUGUUAGCUCUGUUUCUCAAAUCUGGAAACACGUCGAAGCUCAAUGUGCUGCUGAACUGCAAACUUGUUGAUCAGAAUAGGCCAGUUAACCUGGUCCUUCCUGCCGUGAGAAACAGAGCUCCUGCUAACCCUAACCCUUUUGUAGAACGUGUAGGACAUCACCAAACGUGUAUGGAGAUCAAUAACAAAGUGCUCACGUGAACGACCA